Molecule: messenger RNA, 5155 nt
Organism: Sinocyclocheilus rhinocerous
Lineage: Eukaryota; Metazoa; Chordata; Actinopteri; Cypriniformes; Cyprinidae
Product: interphotoreceptor matrix proteoglycan 1a
Exons: 19
Coding region: 285-4853 (1522 amino acids)
Biological process (GO): visual perception
Source: RefSeq, a predicted model, not a curated record
AAUCUGUCACACAAUGUCAUGCCUCUACACCAAGACUGCACCUUAGUAGUCUUAGUAUCGUUUAUCAGUACCCCGCUCUCUCUUGCGUUCUGCUUUUUACGUUUACAGUUUUGUCUUCUGUCCGACACCGAAAAUUGGUUUUCAUUUCCAGUUUCCUGCAUUUCCAUUUUCUAUUUGCAUUUUCAGGUCUCAGUGCUUGCCUACAAGGUCAGGGACCAUGAUGGCGUUUCCUGCUUUUCGAAAAAGGACUUAGCACCUGAAGUCUUGUGCGGUCUCAAUACAGCAUGGGGUUAGAUUUAAGACUUGAAGUCAGCAUGUCUUUGAAAUGUGGGCAUCUCUUCACACUGCUCUUCUUCAUUGUGUCCGUCACAGGAAUUCAAGACCGAAGCAGGCUAAAUCCAUCAGAGACCCUUCACACUAUCAGCUUAACAAACCUGCCAAACCCACCAAAGCAGAAUUCAGGGAUCAGGACUAUAUUUGAAAUGGAAAAGCAUCGCAUCAAGAGGUCAGACUUCUUCCACUCAGAGGUGAAAGUAUGUCCGCAGGAGACGAUGAGGGAAGUCAUAGCAAGCCACCAAACAUACUACACACUGAGAGUUUGCCAGGAGGCUGUAUGGGAGGCUUUCCGGAUCUUUCUGGACAGAAUUCCCAGCAGCUCAGAGUACCAGAAAUGGGUCCACAAAUGCCAGCAUGACUCUAUGUGCAUCUCAGAUCUCGCCAUGGAUUUCAGCAAUUCACAGGAACACAUAGACAUGGUCUACAGGAGGGUGAAUAUGAAUAGUGAAAAAUUAGAACGAAAUAUGACUGAAGAGCCAACAACUGAUGGAGCACCAAGAACGGAAGGAUCAGAAGAAGUCCCGACUGAAGCAGCAGUAGAAGAAUUUGUUCCCCCAGAUCUGUCUAGUACUGUCAGUACUACAACAGACACAUCUUCUGCCUCACAGGAGUUGGAUCUUCACAAUGUGGUUGCUGAGCAGCCAGUACAUCGGGUCAUAGAGUUCAGUGUUAUACUGAUGGACUAUGGGUAUCAGGAGAUACUGAGAGACACCGAUUCACCUCAGUACCAUGACCUGUCAAGGCAUCUUCAGGAUCAGAUGCAACAUGCUUUUAAUGACCUACCUGGAUUUAUGGAUGUCCAAGUGUUAAGUAUUAGUGAGGCAGAAGCACCUAAAGGAGCUGGAGGACUAUCUGCAGUUUACUCAGCUGUAUUUGAGACUACCAUACCUUCCAGUGCUGAUGGAAAUCUGGACAUUGGCACGGCUGUUUCAUCUACAGGACCAAGUCUGAAGGAUAUGAUAGUUAAAGCACUGAGCAAAAAGGCAUCUCUUCUUGAUCUUAAUUCACUGACCUUUGAGACAGGCAAAGACCAGUCUUCAACGAGAAUGCCUGUGACUGUUUCUGAAGACAUUAUGACUGAGUCCUUUGAUCAAGAUUCAUAUGGUGACCUCAGUUUUCCAACAAAAGGACCAAAGAUUGAAGUUCAUAUUUCAUCAGAUGAUGAUGAGACCAUUGUAGACCCAACUUUGGACACAGACAGCACCACGUCAACAACAAAAUCAGAAUCAGAAACAGUUGAGCCUGAGAGUGACGCAGUCAUUAUACACCAGCUUAAAACUAUUCAAGGGGAAACUGGUGAACUCAUAACAGAGAUUUUUCAAGUUCCACCAGUAGAGGAAGCUCCUAGUGAGGAUGACAGCAAGCCAGUUGUUAUUGCUGAAAAAGACAACAAUUCAACUCCAACAUCUUCAGCUGCUGCCUCAGCAUUACCCCCGAGUGAAGAACAGCCUAGGACUACAGAGAAACCUACACCAGAUAGUGACUUCAGUCUAAACACGAUACCAGAAGAUGACAUCCCAUUUCACCCGUUAACCACCGCCCACAUUUUGUUCACCACUGCAACAACCGUUAGUCCUAGGUCUGAACAACCAAAGUUGGCUGUCACAACUGACUUUAGCAUCACCCUGCAACCUUCAACUGAACCAAUUGAUCCAAUAACUGAAGUGACAGAUUCUAAUGAAAUUCCAGAGGUGCCUCAACCAGUGGACACUGGAACGGUAGUAAAGGAAGAAGAGACCAAAGUGGUGAUGCCUGAACCAGACGAAGAGACCAAGUCUGAGGUUGAUUUACCCAAGGUAAAGGUUGUGACAACAGAAACUGUAAAAGUAUCUGGACCUGAGAAAGCUACCAAUGUAACUGGAGAUGCUUUCGUUUUAGAAAACCAGGUAUUACGACCUGAAGAAGUAGAUGCUGUCGUUUUAGAAGACCAGGUAUUACGACCUGAAGAAGUAGAUGCUGUCGUUUUAGAAGACCAGGUAUUACGACCUGAAGAAGUAGAUGCUGUCGUUUUAGAAGACCAGGUAUUACGACCUGAAGAAGUAGAUGCUGUCGUUUUAGAAGACCAGGUAUUACAGCCUGAAGAAGUGACUGUAGUAACAGAAAUGCAUGCUGAGUAUGGCACAUUAGAGCCUGUGGGAACAGUUGUGCUACCAGAACCAGAGGAUGAGAUUGAAACAUCAACUAACCAGGAUGAAGUAGCAGAACCAGAGGAAAAAGCUUUAGAGCCAGAUCCAGAGGUCAUUAUAGAAUCGAAAGAAGAUGUUGAGGAGCAUAAAACUGAUGAGAUUAAAGUGAAACAAGUGGAUGACGUUCAGGCAACCAGGAGGCCAGAAACUGAGACAGGACAACCUAAGGAGGAACUUCAUUUAACAGAAAAGGGUGAGGUGGUGAAACCUGAAAGAGAAGCUGAUGAAUCAGAACCUGCUGAAGUUGCAGAAUAUGAAGGCAGCGUCGAAACUGAACAGCCCGCUGUGGAGAUCGCGAGUGAGGUCCCCAAAACCACUGAAGGUUCAACCAAACCUCCUGCAGAGAUGAUUAAGAUUAAACCACCUGAGAUUUCUGUCACAGAAACUUACCUUGUUGAGAAUGUUGACAAUUACCAACCCAAAGAAGGUGCUAAUUUGCCUUUUGUGCCAGUUGACAGGGUUCAACCAGGCACAGACAUUGGUAAACCUGAACAUGUGGAAGACUUUGGGGUGGAGGAUCAACUCUUCAAACCGGAGGUUAUUGAGGGAGUUUUUGAGAUACCAGAUCUGGUUACAGAGGGAAAAACCCUAAGACCAGAAGUGUCUGAUGUUCUCAUUACUGUAUCAAGUGCCUUAGAAUCUCUACCUGAAAUGAUCACAGAAUCAGCUUCGAAGAAAGAUAAGGACUUACCAUCUGUUGUUGGGGAUACUAAGGAGCCACAGUUUGAAGAGAUGGAGGAAGACCAAGAAGAAGAGACUGCAUCACAACCCACGGAGACACUCGCAACUGAUCUACCUUUGACAACACUUUUUGAAGUAGUGCUAACAGAUGAAUCGGUUGUUACGCCAACCCCUUUGGAAAAGGAUUAUGAUUCACCAACUGAAAAAGUACAAUCAACUGUUGCCCAGGAGUUACCAUCUGUUGUUGGAGAUACCGAGGAGCCAAAGCUCACAGAGAUGGAGGAAGACACUCCAACAGAAGAUCUCCUUGUAGAACAAGAAGAAGAGACUGCAUCACAACCCAUGGAGACACUCGCAACUGAUCUACCUUUGACAACUUCACCUGCAGACCUUAACAGUUUUGAAGUAGUGCUAUCAGAUGUAUCGGUCGUUACGCCAACCCCUUUAGAAAAGCAUUAUGAUUCACCAACUGAAAAAAUACAAUCAACUGUUGCCCAGGAUGUUGAUUUUACGAAGACAGAAAAUGGCAAAAUGCUGAAUGUGGAAACUCAGGAAGAUGUUCUAACAGAUGCAUCAGUCGUUACUCCAGUAUUUUUGGAAAAGGAUUAUGAUUCACAGACCGAAAAAGCACAACCAACUGUUGCCCAGGAUGUUAUAUUUGAGUCAGAAAAUGACCAAGUGCUGGAUGUGGAAACUGAAGACCCAUUUAUUCAUUUAAAAGAGUUAGACCAAAUAGAUGUAGUAAGUACUGAGACCAUUGAUCUCUUGAGUUAUCACAAUGGAUAUUCUUUCCCAAAUGAAGGAUAUCCCUUGGAGACAACAAGAGCGCCAUCACUAAAGUAUUUCACAACUCCUUCUAUGACCACAGCUAACAAAGGCAAAGAACUAGUAGUGUUUUUCAGUUUGCGUGUCACAAACAUGCUGUUCUCUGAAGAUCUUUUCAAUAAGAGCUCUGCAGAAUACCGAUCGUUGGAAAACACAUUUGUUGAACUGCUACUCCCAUAUCUACAGUCUAACCUAACAGGCUUUAAGAAGUUAGAGAUCCUAAACUUCAGAAACGGAAGUGUGGUGGUCAAUAGCAAGGCAAAAUUUGCCAAGUCUGUGCCGUACAACAUUACUCAGGCUGUCCAGCACGUCUUGGAGGAGUUUUGUAAUGCUGCAGCCCAGCAUUUGGACAUAACGGUUGACAGCCAUUCCCUAGACAUAGGACCAGCUGAUCAAGGUGACCCUUGCAAGUUUCUUGCCUGCAACGAGUUUUCCAAAUGCGUGGUAAACCUCUGGACAAAGGAAGCACAAUGUUUAUGUGACCCAGGCUACGUGACGGUGGAUGGACUGCCAUGUCGGAGCCUCUGUGUGGUCCAGCCUGACUUCUGUCUCAAUGGAGGAGAGUGUGAGAUUGUACCAGGGCACGGUGCCGCUUGCAGAUGUCCUGUAGGUAAAUUCUGGCAAUUUAUCGGGGAGAGAUGUGCAGAGCUGGUCUCCGUGACACUAGACCCCUUUCUUUCCCUAGUGUGCCUCGUGGGCGCGCUCACCUUUCUUUAUGCCAUCACUUCUCUCUUGUUAUACAUGUUCAGGAAAUGUGUACGGACCAGAAAGAAACUAACUCUAGUAGGCAGAGACCAGACCACCGUACCAGGCCUGACGAGUUAAUCACAGAAGAUUUACACAUUAUAAUCACUGUCACUGAGAGGUGGGACGUCCGAUGGUGCUUAUCCAGCCAUUAAAAGACGUUUGAAAAGACUUCCCAUGAUCCCACAACCCCCAAAGGCAGUAGAAUGAGUGGCCAAACAUCCUGAACAGAUGGAGAGCCAAGCUGAAUGGUUAUGUAACCUGUCGUUCUCAUGAGAACAUCAAGAAAUGAGCUGGUUGAAUGUUUUCACCUGGCAGAAAGCAUUAUGGGUUUUCUCACAAUGAGGGAAUUAUUCUUCUGUUUGAUCAUAAUGAAUACACAC